Coregonus clupeaformis (lake whitefish) is the source of this 2821-nucleotide messenger RNA. RefSeq names its product acyl-CoA dehydrogenase family member 10. The transcript has 13 exons. The coding region runs from base 117 to 1943 and encodes 608 amino acids. The record is from RefSeq and is a predicted model, not a curated record. Lineage: Eukaryota; Metazoa; Chordata; Actinopteri; Salmoniformes; Salmonidae.
UUCAAGUACAACAUGUCUGCGUUGUAAACAGUACUGCAAAUGUAUCUCUUCAGAAUACAAGAAUAUCACAUCAUACUCUGCAAUCAACGUUAGCCAGCGUAAGGUCAACACAGAAGAUGAUGAUGAUGAUGAUGAAGAUGCGGACUGCUGCACAAUUCAGGUCUCAGUUGUGGAGUCUGAAGACGCCUAGCCUCUGUCACAGAAGCUUUGCUGCCAUCUCCACUUACAAAGCUGUCAUUUUUGACAUGUAUGGAGUGCUCAUUCCGUCACCUGUCAAAGUGGCAACAGUGUUUGAACAACAGAACAGUGUUCCUCUGGGCACGCUGGGCAAGGCCAUCAGGACAGGUGGGGAGGUGAACGCGUGGAAGAGGUUCAUGCGUGGAGAGCUUGGGGCUGAGGAGUUUGUGGAGGCCUUCGGCAGGCAAUGCAGUGAGAUAGCAGGAUGUCCUGUUCCCAUUGGCUCAUUCUUGUCUGACCUGACCAGUGGGCCAAUGACCAAGCCUCUACCCGUCAUGAUGGAGGCCAUAUUGUGUGCUCGCUCCAGGGGCCUGAAGACUGCUGUCCUCAGCAACAACUUCCUCCAGCUGAACGGUGACCCCUUCCUGCCUCUGGACCACUCUCUCUUCGAUGUGAUAGUUGAAUCGUGUAGGGAGGGCCUCAGUAAGCCAGACCCCAGGAUCUACCACCUGUGUCUGAACAGACUGGGUGUCUCUGCCCAUGAAGCUGUGUUCCUGGAUGACCUGGAGUUCAACGUUAAGGCAGCUGCCCAGCUAGGGAUGCAUGCUAUCAAGGUAGGGGACCUUGCAGUGGCAGUGAAGGAGCUGGAAGGGGUGCUGGGUAUCCCCCUGUCAGGGUUUGUUCCUGGGCCUGGCUCUGGGGCCACAAAGCUCCCUAUGGACCAACUCACACAGUACCUGAGGAAGGCUCUCCAUCUGUCUGACAAAGACCCUGUUCCUGUCCAACAACUCAGCCCCAGCCAGUCAAACUCCUUAUAUCACUUGACCACUGGAGGGCGCCAUCUACUCCUGAGGAAACAGCAGAAGGGCUCCCAAGCCAUGGAGACCGAGUACAGGUUAUUGAAAGCUCUCAAUGGAUCCGGCAUCCCUGUUCCAGAGAUCAUUGGUCUGUGUGAGGACCCAAGUGUCCUGGGUGCUCCCUUCCUCUUGAUGGAGGUCUGUCUAGGGAGGAUGUUCAGUAACCCCUCCCUGCCAGGCCUGACCCCUGGGGACAGGAGGGCCUUGUACCAAGCCAUGGAACACACACUCUGCCAGAUCCACUGUCUAGAUACUAGAGCAGUCGGCCUGGAGGACUACGGCGAGCCAGUAGAUGACAUGGGGCUUCAGGUAGAGUGGUGGAGUCAGCGGUACAGGGACAGUGAGACUCUGCCCAUCCCAGCCAUGGAGAGACUGAUACAGUGGCUUCCUCUGCACCUCCCCAAACACCAGAGAUCUACGCUGAUCCAUGGCAGCUUCAGACUGGAGAACCUUGUGUUCCACCCAGAGAAGCCGGAGGUGGUGGCAGUGCUGGACUGGGGCCGCUCAAACCUGGGUGACCCCCUAUCAGACCUGACUUUCAGCUGCAUGGCUCGCUGCCUGCCCCAGGACAACCCACUACUGACAGGUAUAUCUGACAAGGGCCUAGAACAGCUGGGUAUCCCCAGUGUGGAGGAGGUGAUAGGGCAAUACAGCAGCUCUAUGGGUCUGGAGGAGGGAGUCCCGGACUGGCAGUUCUACAUGGCCUUCCAUCUCUUCUGCCUGGCAGCCAGCCACCAGGGGGAGAGCAAGAACACCAUCGCAGGACAAACCGGCUCUGGGAGGAUAGCUGAGCAGGUGGCUGACCUGGCCUGGGACUUUGCCACCAAAGAGGGCUUCCGUAUCUUCAACGCAAAGCCCAGUACGCCUCAUGCAGGCACCUCCCCUUUAAAGGGGCAAAUAGCAGGGUGACUGCUUUCUUGUUUUUAGGAUCCAGGAUUGCCCCUUUAAGACAAGAUUUCCGUAGCUGAAGUGAUUGGCGGCGUAGAGGAAGUCGUCUUAGUUGAGUCUAAAAAGCAUUAUUUAGCUCCAAAUAAUGCUUUUUUUGGCGCUUAAGUACGUGUACAUUACUACAUUUAUGCCCGGGAUAUUGUUUUUCAACGGGAAGAGUUCAAAAAUAACUGGAGCGGGACUUUAAGGGGUGUCUUAGAGAGGAUGACUUCUCAUCCUACCCAGACUUCCAGAGCUCAGCUGUUCAUCCACUAUUCCCUCCAGGAGCCCUGGGCAGAGAGCACCCAGGGCUACUGCCUCAGCCAGGAAACGGCACCCUUCCCUGGGCUGGGCUGGGCUGGAUUGCCCCUGGUCGUAGAUGAGCUAAAGCUGAUAGGCGGUUGCCGUGCCUCAACAGUCACCUGAAUCUUUUGCACUUGUUUUUCUCUUCAUGGCUUUUUCUGCUGAUAGCGGCUGUUUCCAAGAAGGGUUUACUUGCAAUAACUGUGUUUGUCUUUUUCCAACAGACCUGCACCUCUGGACAAGAGUAUCUGCUAAAUGAAUAAAAUGUAAAUAUCUGAUAAGGUCUUGUUGAUCUGAGAGAUUACAGUUCGCUUGACUAUUUCUCAGAUUCAGUUUACAUUUGUUCAAAGUUUAUAGAGCCUGAUGAUGCUAUGGUCAGCAAUGAUUGUCAAGUGCUCCUGGGCUUUACUCAACCAUUAUUCAAAUUUAAAUAAACCACACAAAGUAUCCAGUCAGAGAUGUCAGUAUAUUGAAUGAUUGCAUGACACAACCACAGUCUCUGUUAUAACAUUGUAUCUUCUGUGAUAUCAAAAUAAAGUAUAUCACUCUUUUUUACA